UGGUGUGGGCGCCCUGAGCCCGCAGUGCAGAGCGGCCGGCGGCGCUGGGCGGGGGACCGAGCCGUGGCCUGUGCUCCUCUCCGUCCGGGGCCAGCAUGAUGACGCGCUUCGCUCUGACCGUUGUCCGGCAUGGAGAAACAAGAUUUAACAAGGAGAAAAUACUUCAAGGACAAGGAGUGGAUGAGCCUCUUUCAGAAACUGGGUUUAAACAAGCAGCUGCUGCUGGUAUAUUUCUUAAGAAUGUGAAGUUUACCCAUGUUUUCUCCAGUGACCUCACGAGGACAAAGCAGACCACGUGUGGGAUUUUGGAGAAGAGCAAAUUUUGCAAAGAUAUGGCAGUAAAGUACGAUUCAAGACUUCGAGAAAGGAAAUACGGAGUUGCAGAAGGCAGGGCACUGAGUGAGCUGAGAGCAAUGGCCAAAGCAGCCGGAGAAGAAUGCCUCAUGUUCACACCACCCGGAGGAGAGACCUUAGCCCAGGUGAAAAUGCGUGGAAAAGACUUUUUUGAAUUUCUUUGUCAACUGAUCCUGAAAGAAGCAGAUGAGAAAGGACAGUUUUCCCAAGGAGCUCCAAGCAACUCUCUGGAAACUUCUUUGGCAAAGACAUUUCCUUUAGGAAAAACCUGUGCCUCCGCAUGUAAUUCAGACAGCAGUGCUCCAGGGUUAGCGGCCAGUGUCUUAGUUGUGAGUCAUGGCGCCUACAUGAGAAACCUGUUUGAUUAUCUUGUGACUGACCUCAAGUGUUCCUUACCAGCGAGUGUGAGCAGAUCUGAACUCGUGUCAGUCAGCCCCAAUACGGGGAUUAGUCUCUUUAUCGUAAACUUUGAGGAAGGAAGAGAAGUCCAACCAACAGUUCAGUGUGUCUGUAUGAACCUGCAGGAGCAUCUGAAUGGAGUCACUGAAACUUGCUAAAUGUAAACGUACAUCAAAGGCUAACGGUGUGGAGCCUCUGAGGGAGUGCCUUUGACUCUGUUUCCAUCCUCUGCUGGUGCUGGUUUGGAAACACUUGAAAAGCUGUCUGUCAUAGCAGGUCAUAAAGCUCGAAUGGAAUCAUAGCCACAAAAAAACACUAAGGGAGAAUCAUUUAGGAUUGACUUAUUGUGUCUGAGUACAGUUGGCAUUUUCCGGAAUAAUUUUACACCCCGCAUGGUUGUGUCUCUGGCUUGUAAACGGAUGGAGGAACUCAGUAUUGCAAAUUGGGAGUUUCAUAACCUUGUUACUGUUUUUUUUCCUUUUUUUAAUUGAUAUUUUUCUUUAAUGUCUGAAAAAUCUAGCCUAUUUUAUUGGCUCUUGGUAAAAUACUGUAUGUUUUUUACGAUCCCGUCCAGUGCUGGCAAGAAGGAAGUAUUUAUAAUUCCCACUGCAUAUGUAUAGUGACAGUAUGUUAUAUUUAAAAAGUCCUUUAAAUGAAAAAUGCUUGCCAUCAUAAGUUUAUGUAAAAGCAAAAUGACACUAAAAUGUUUAAUAUAGAUAUCAGCUUUUGCAAUUUUUUACUCUGGAGGGUUUGAAAUGUGGAUGAAUGCAGAUUGUGAUCACAGAGUGGUCUUGUGAGGGAGAAGUUAAAGCAUAUCUGAUUAAAAAACAUUAAAGAAGGAGUCUGAGCAGGUUAAGAUGAAAGAGCAGAUCUUUCUGAUCUAACCUGCAGGCUGAAGAACUUAGUUUGAGGGAGACUCUAAAGAAAGCGAGCAGUUACUAGGGUACCUCAUGGUCACCCCAGCGUGAGAGAGGGCGCUUCCUUGAGAAGAAUGGCGGCCUGAGGACCGCGACUGUGGGUCCCCGUGGGAGGUGCAGAUGAGGUUGCCUCUUUUUUCCACCAGAUGGCACUGGAGAGAAGAGAUUUUGGUUCACUUAAUUUUGUAGUUCGAUUGGUCUCAAAAAUCCUCCCCUAAAUGCAGGAAGUGUUUUAGGUGCAUUUUGUUUUAAGUUAUCAUGUUGAUGACGCUGUGAAUCUCUGAAGUGGGUCAGCUAAGGCUCAAAUCACGUAUAGGCAAAAUUUACUUUGAACAUCAUUUAAAUCAUAUAUAAAAUUCAGUGUUAUGCUGUUCUCAGUGUCCACUGCCACCAGUUUCCUCCAGUGUUGGAGCAGAGCGCAUGUGGAGCCCCAGGGGAAGCAUGCUGCAAAAGAAAACUUGAAAAAUUACCAAAAAGGACAAAUAAUGAUAAAUGUCCGCAUUCCCACCAUCCAAAAGUAAUAACUCCCCACCUUUUUUUUUUUUUUAAGAAAUAGCACAUUGAGAUACAGGUGAAGUUCCUUUGACUAGUCCUCGCGGUCCUGUUGCCCUCUUGUGCCCUGCAGAGGGGACCACGGCACUGAGUCUGUGUGUGCGUUCACCCGUUCUUUACAUUUUCACCUAGUGUCUUAAGGAAAUGAUAUUGUUUUGGUGUUUUCAAAAUGUACAUAAACAUCAUCAAGCUGUCUGUGUUCUUCGUUUUCACCUGUUGUAUCUUGGAGCUCUGUGUUGGUGUGUAUAGAACUAGUUACUUAUAACCAGUGUAUUCUAUUGAAUAAAUAUACCACAUUUUGUUUAUUCUCCUAUUAGUGGAUGUUUAGGUGUAUUCACUGUUUUCCUAUAGAAACAGUGCUUCAGGGAACAGCCUUUGGCACCUCUCCUCAUGCUGUGUCAUAAAAAAUGUGCAUCUCCAGUUUGACAAAAGCCGAAUGGUUCUUCAAAAUGGCCGUCCUGUUUUUCAGCCUCACUAGCAGUAUUCGAAAGUUCCCAUUUUCCACAUCUUUGAUACUGUCUGAUGAAAUCUGGUUAAUCUGAUAGGUGAGAAACAUUAUACUGUUGUUUUAGUAAGCUUUUUUCUGUAAUUGCUGAUGAGUCUGGGCAUUUUUUCCUGUGUGUAUUGACAAUUAGUAUUUUCUCACGGUGAACCACCAGUGUAGAUUCCUUGCCUGGCUUUCUGUUGGACUGUGUGGCUUUUUCUUAGUGAGUUGCAGGGGUAACAUUGCAAAUACCUUCCAGCCUACUUGCCUUUUACAUAUGUUCAUCAUGCAUUGUUUUCACAUAAGUGUUUUUCAUUUUAAGUCAAACCCAUAUAUAUUGCCCUUUAUGGUUUCUGGGGUUUGUUUUGGUGUCUUUAAGAAGCCUCCUCUACCAUAAGGUCAUAUAUAAUCUCCUUUUUUCUUAAAGUUUUAGAGGAUUUUUUGAAUGCUAAAUCUUCAGAUUAUCUGGAAUUUAUUUUUGUGUGGCAUGAGGUCAGAACUGAGUUUUAUGUUUUUGUCCAUGUGGUGAAACAGUUACCCCAACGCCAUUAUUGGGAGUCUCUCCUUUCCUAGAUAACUUGCAGUUCUCUGUUCAUACCCCCACGCGCCCAUGUUCGCGGGAGUCUGUCUGUGGACUUGAUUCUGUUUCAGUGAGCUGUGUAUACCCAUGACAAUGUCAUCUUAGAUACUGUAGCUUUGCUGCUGAGUACCUUGUCGGGUGAGUACCUUCUCUUGUUCAUUUUUCUAGUUGUAUUAGCUGUCUGUGCGUCUUUUUUCUUCCGUAUACAUUUUAGACUCAAUCAGUCAAUUUCCAGAAAAAUUCUGUUGCAAAUUUAAUUGGUAUCACCUGCCUUUGUUUAUUUAUCUAGUCAUUCAAGAUAUAUUUUUUGAGCAUGGCACACACAUGCCAGACUAUUAUAAGAACUAUGAGAGCUAUUAUAAGAACUGCAAAUAUAUAGCAGUAAGCAAAAAAUAGACGAUGUCAUGUCCCCAUCCUUGUGGAGCCUAUAUUCUGUCAGGGAAGACACGUAAAUAUAUAACCUGUGAGAGUGUGGUCUGUGCUGUUGAGAGAAAUGAAGUGGGGCAGGAGGAAUCGAGACUGGAGGGAGGAAGGCUGCUUAUCCAGGGUGAGCAGGGAUGGAUUUUCUAAAGCGACGCUGGAGUACUGAGGGCGUGACUGGGGAAGAGCUCCCCAGACAGGGAGCAGGGCGAGCGAGGCCUGAAGAGAGAUGAGGCUCUGAUAUUCGGCCCGGGCCAGGGGAGUUGGGAGAGUGACAGGAAAGGAGGGCAGGGAGCUAAGGGCAUGGGAGAGUGGCGUGGCCUUGUGGCCUAUGCUAAGGACUAGGGGGUCGUUGUUGAUUGAUUUAAGUCUGACCCGACUGGGCAGUGACACGGGAAAGGUUUGUUGUCAGAAGACCUGCAUUCAAGUUCUAAGCCUUAGUAGUUUCUUGGCUGAGCACGUCUCUUCCUGUCCCUGAGCUGCUGUGUCCUCUUGUUAAAUGGAGAAUAAUUAUAGUGAUGUAUGUAUGGGUGUGUGUGUGUUUUGAUAACCUUUUGGUUUUGAUAUGUUAAACCUACAGAAAAGUUGCCAGAAUAAUCCAAGAAACUCCAGUAUAUCCUUUCCCUGGAUUCACCACUUGCCUACGUUUUGCCCCAGUCGCUUUGUCAUUCUCUCUCUCUGCGUGAUUUCCCCUUGAACAGUUGAGAGUAAGCUGGGAGACUUGGUGCCCUUUCCCCCAACAAAAUCUCAAUGUGAGUUUCCUGAGAUCAAGGAUGUUCUCGUGUAUAGCCACAGGAUAAAUAUCAAAAUCAGGAAAUUUGACAUUGAUGCAAUCUGUUCUCUAAUCCACAGACCGUAUUGAAAUAUUGUGAUUAUUUCAUUGAUGUUCUUUAUGGCUAUUUUUUUCCAGUCCAGCAUCCAAUCCAGGGCUGUGUCCUGCAUUUAGUUGUCAUGUCUUUUUAUUCUCCUUUCGUCUAGAACUGUUCCUCAUCCUCUUUUUGUC
This is a messenger RNA of Equus caballus (horse), 4709 nucleotides long. RefSeq names its product TP53 induced glycolysis regulatory phosphatase (gene TIGAR). The record is from RefSeq and is marked provisional. Gene Ontology annotation, biological process: negative regulation of glycolytic process; regulation of pentose-phosphate shunt. Gene Ontology annotation, molecular function: fructose-2,6-bisphosphate 2-phosphatase activity. Gene Ontology annotation, cellular component: cytosol. NCBI's taxonomy places the organism in Eukaryota, Metazoa, Chordata, Mammalia, Perissodactyla, Equidae.